UUCAAUUCGAUCAUAAUCGUUAACCUUAUUAUACACUCAAUACUUCACUUGUGUCAAUAUUCAACACACAUAUUUUGUGUUGCCACUUGUCUUUCCUAUAGCCAUGUCCACCUCCUCUGGAACCUCACAGACUUACCUCAAAGGACAUGAAGAACACAUGAAUAAUUCUUCAUCAUCAACUCUUAUUAUUCUACAACGCAACACUUCAUCUUCUUGUGGCACUGAGAGAAGAGGCAGAAGAAAGCAGCAAUCAGCAGAACCAGGAAGAUUUCUUGGUGUGAGAAGACGGCCAUGGGGAAGAUAUGCUGCUGAGAUCAGAGACCCUACAACCAAAGAGAGACACUGGCUUGGAACCUUUGACACUGCUCAUGAAGCUGCUCUUGCUUAUGAUAGAGCUGCUCUUUCCAUCAAAGGUGGCUUAGCAAGAACAAACUUCAUCUACACAACCACACAAAACAACACCAUCAAUGGUAAUAAUCUUCUCAACUCUAUGGAUAAUAAUCCUCAUCAUCAUCAUCAACAAGUUAUUUUGCCACCUUCACAAGAUUAUUUCCUCAACAACACUCAUCAGAAUUGCAUCAUGUCUCACCAACUUGAUGAUGAUAUUACUUCCCUUGUCCACGAUGAGAACCCUUCAAAGUUGGUGAUGAAGGGCGAUGAGAAUUUGUUCUUCUUCUCAGCCACUGAUUCCACAAAUUCUGGCUAUCUGGAAUGCAUUGUUCCAGAGAACUGUUUCAGACCUAUUUCUUCUAGUACUCCCACCAACAACAAUAAUACCUCAAACUCCUCCAUGAGUGCUGCUUCAGCUCCUAGUGACCAAAAUGUUGUUAGCAGCAUUAACACAAACACCAUGGAGGCAUUGAAGCAUUACUAUGGUGGUGAAGAACUUGACGGUCAAGGAAUAUUCUGGAACAAUCAGGAUGAGCAACAAUCAUCUUGGGAUUGCAAUAAUAAGAGUAAUAAUUAUGGUGAACUUUCAGCUAUAUUUGACAAACAAGAAGGUUGCAUGAUGAAUGCAUUGUGUCCCAUCAUGAAUGAGACUAGUCCAAGCUAUGGAGUAGUAGUGACUACUCGUGAGGCUGCUAUUCCUAUUCCUUCAACUACUUCUCCAUCAAUUCCUUCUUUGGGGGAUGUCUACUUAGGAAUGACCUACUCGCUCUUCUAGUUCUUUUAUUUUUCCUUCUAUAUCUAUUUAUUAUGUAUUCAUUGUUUUAUUAUUAUAGAAUAAAAUGUUAUUCUUAGUUAAACUAAGAAUUUAACUUUAUUCUAUAUAAUAAUAAAUAUGAAUACACAAUAGAUACAAAAAAUUCAAGUCAAUUAUUAGUUUAUUUUUACUACAGCGUUGAGGUGUCCUUAUGAUGAUUGACCAAGGGCGGUAAGCUACACUUUAUGUACUUUGCAUGUACCUUGUACGUUUCGUAGCGCCCCUCAUCUCCUUUUUUUUUUUCUAUUUUUUUUUCUUGUUAAUGUAAUCUCAAAAUUAUGAUGUGUGCUCCUUUUGUUCUAAAAUUUCCCCAAAAUAAUGAUAAUAAUAG
Messenger RNA from Arachis ipaensis, 1535 nucleotides. RefSeq lists its product as uncharacterized. Gene Ontology annotation, biological process: regulation of DNA-templated transcription. Lineage: Eukaryota; Viridiplantae; Streptophyta; Magnoliopsida; Fabales; Fabaceae. The record is from RefSeq and is a predicted model, not a curated record. Gene Ontology annotation, molecular function: DNA-binding transcription factor activity; DNA binding.